Penaeus indicus is the source of this 477-nucleotide messenger RNA. RefSeq lists its product as uncharacterized. Bases 1 to 477 code for a protein of 158 amino acids. The record is from RefSeq and is a predicted model, not a curated record. Lineage: Eukaryota; Metazoa; Arthropoda; Malacostraca; Decapoda; Penaeidae. The transcript is spliced from 3 exons.
AUGUUGGAUGCCUUGGGGAGUGAAGGUGCGAUGUGGACCCACAAGAUCUUAAAAAAGAUUUGGAAUGGAGAGAACAUCCCAGAAGAUUGGAGGACAAGUAUACUAGUGCCAGUGUAUAAACAGGAAGGCGAUGUAUUAGAAUGUGGGAACCACCGUGGUAUGAAGCUCUUGGAACACCUCUUGAAAGUUGAGGAAAAGAUCCUGGAUCAGAAGCUCCGAGAAGUGGUUGAUAUAGGAAACAUGCAGUUUGGCUUAAGACCGUGGAGAGGUACGACUGAUGCUGUAUCUAUACUCAGGCAGCUCCAAGAGAAACAUCUGGAAGGCGACAAGAACCUAUACCAUGCUUUUGUUGACUUGGAAAAAGCAUUUGAUAGGGGAAUAUCGGAAGAAUUUGAAGUGAAAAAGACACCCUUUAUGGCCAACGAAACUUAUGUUCGUUGCCUGGACAAUGAGAAACCUUAUGCUUCUGCCAUGUGA